AUGAAAAAGAAGAGGGCCUGUGAUGGGGUCCGGGCUGGUGGUAUGAUGCAGGACAAUCAGGAUGGAAGACAAGCACAGUCUGACGGGCAGAAGCAAAUGGAGCAGAAAAAAACCUGUGCAGAAUUGAUACAAGACUUGAAACAUUUUAUAUGGAACCCAGAGAAAAAGGAAGUAUUAGGAAGAAAUGGCAAAAGCUGGUGUCUUAUUUUGUUAUUUUACUUUGUAUUUUAUGCAUUUCUAAGUGGGAUGUUUGCCUUAUGUAUGUAUGGAUUGCUUUCAACGAUAAGCCCAUACGUACCUACAUACAGAGACAGAGUUUUUCCACCAGGUGUAACAAUCAGACCACAUGUAUCUGGUUUGUCCUACUCCUUUGAUUCUUCAGAAAAAAACACAUGGUCACCAUAUACAGAAAGUCUACAAACAUUUCUCGAAGCCUAUGAUGAUGAAAAGCAAAUAGAGAACAAUAUGGUGUGUACACAAGGACAGUAUUUUAUCCAGGAAGGAGAGGAACAUGAGGAGAAGAAGGCUUGUCAGUUUCGUCGCUCAUUGUUACUAAACUGCUCUGGUAUAGAAGACCCAUCAUUUGGCUUUUCCCAAGGGAAGCCCUGUAUUAUACUGAAAAUGAAUCGGAUUCUUGGUUUUAAGGCGGGCUCUGGAAUACCAAUUACUGUCACCUGUGACACUCACAAAGGUAAUCACAGUCUAAUGGGAGAAGUCAGCUUCUAUCCAGUAAAUUACUUUGAUCUCAUGUAUUUUCCAUACUAUGGCAAGCUUACCCAUGUAAACUAUACAUCACCUCUAGUCGCCAUCCAUUUCACAGACGUGGCAAAGAAUACUCUCAUCACCAUAGAAUGCAAAAUAAAUGGACAGGACAUUAUAAAUGAUCACAAUACUGACCGCUUUCUGGGCAGAGUAGUCUUCACACUGAAUAUCAGUUGACUUUUCUCCAACCGAUUUCUCUCUCCAGCAACUUCAGCAAUUAUGUUGACUGUCAGAUCAGUCUCUUACUUAAAGUAAACAUGGACAAUAUACCUGCAUGUCAAACCUCUAGAUUCACAGGUUAUUUGUUUGAGGCCUUGUGGUGGUGCAGGGGGCCAUAAUUCCUGGUCAUAAACAUAUGUUUGUCUUAUAUGAAUGCUGACCUAAACAGCACCACAUGGUCACGAUGAUGUCAUAAGCACACACACGUAGCACACAAUAAAUUUACUCGUACCUGUCGCACAAAUGAAAAAAAACAGCUUGAGAUCAUGUUGUUUUGCUUAAAUGGGUUGUGACAGGCUGAGUGUUUCCCAGUUUCAGAAUAAUACUAGGAGUGAACAGAGAUUACAUAGGACAAUAGUAGAAACAGAUAUUUUUAACUGGCUUUUCUAUGCAACAUAUACUUCACAUUGCUGAGGUGCUCAAUAGUCAAAGUGAACACGUAACCUGAUCUCUCCUUAGC
This is a messenger RNA of Nanorana parkeri, 1441 nucleotides long. It is a transcript of the gene ATP1B4, whose product is annotated as ATPase Na+/K+ transporting family member beta 4. The transcript has 8 exons. The coding region runs from base 1 to 939 and encodes 312 amino acids. The record is from RefSeq and is a predicted model, not a curated record. Gene Ontology annotation, biological process: regulation of DNA-templated transcription; potassium ion transport; sodium ion transport. Gene Ontology annotation, cellular component: nuclear inner membrane; sodium:potassium-exchanging ATPase complex. NCBI's taxonomy places the organism in Eukaryota, Metazoa, Chordata, Amphibia, Anura, Dicroglossidae.